AUGACUGGAGCCCUGCAUACUGGACUCAUUCUCUUCUCCUUCAUGGUUGUAUGUGAGAGUGAGCCAACACAUGCUGGACCAGACAGAGUGGGGGGAUCAAAUGGACAGUCCGAACUGGUCCAUCUGACCUCACAAUCGGCCUUCCAGCUGUUCAAUGACUCGUUUGCCUUUUCCAGGGCAGAGAGUUUUUGCAGAGGCCAGUUCAGCUCCCUCGCCAACCUGGACCAGACAGAGGACCGGGAAGGGACCUUAGAGCUGCUACAACAGACUGGACUUACUUCAGCUAUUUGGGUCAGGGACCCCAGCAAAGUAGCCUCCAAGCCUGUGGCCCUAGCCAAGCAGUAUGUGCAGUUCUCAGCUCUAAACUUCACAAAGGAAUCCCGUGAGGGCUUUACUCGUGUCAACAUGUCCUUCCCUGCCCUGUCAUCUGUCAGUGUGUGUGUUCGAGUUCAGUGGGACCCAGAGUGGAAUGAGGUGUCCACCAUCUUCUCCUAUGCUGCACCUGUCUUUACCAAUGAGUUCCAGCUACGAGGCCAAGCAGACAUGCAGGAACACAUCCUCCUGGCGCUCAUCAUCCAUGGGAAGCACCUGCCGUAUAAGGCAUCCUUCCCCAAUGACGGUGCGUGGCAUCACAUCUGUGUUACAUGGCGCCGCAGCAUUGGCCAAUGGGCUAUCUAUGUGGACGGUAUCAGGAAGGACAUGGGAUCAGGGACAGACACUUCUAGGGAUAUCCAUGGAGACGGGAUACUCAUCCUGGGUCAGGACCAAGACUCCUUUGGAGGGAAUUUUACAGAGCCUUUUUUUGGAGCUAUCACUGACCUGAAUGUUUGGAAUAUGUAUCUGGAAACAAGACAUGCCAGUGCCCUCAAUGCGUGUUCACUCAUGACCCAGGAAGUGCUUUACAGUUGGAAUCCAGACUACCUUACCAGCCACCCAGUGGUCAAAGAGGUGCAGGCCCUUCUGUUCUGCCCAGCUGUAGACCAGCAGAUGGAGCUGCAGGGCUGCAGGACGCUGCAGCGCUGGUCAGAUCAGCCCCCACUGUUUGGCUUGAUAGACUGCUCAGAACGACUGCCAUUCAUCUGCAGGAGCAGCAGAGAGCGUUACCUGAAAAUGAAGCAGAUGAGUGAGUCUCAGCCUUCUUCCUUUAUGAACCAUCUGAUGAAGAUUUCCAACAAAACCCAGCCAGUGCUGGAGCAGCAACCAUCAGGGCUGAGCAGCCUGGCCCAAGCAUCCGACCUCCUGGAAAACUCUGUCCAGGCCUUGGAGGACACUCAGCAGGAGGGACUGCAGCCAACAGACAUGGUGUCCCUCAUUCAGCUACUCUCUCUGGCUGCUGACAUCCCCUCACAGCCGUCUGCUGCUGACACCAGCCACAGCAAGGACAGCAUCCAGGAGCUCAGCCAGCACUUCAUCAGCGUGGCAGACAGCAUCAUUAAUGAAGAAAACGCCCUCAAGUGGCAGGCCAUCAGAGAGGUGGUGAAUGGCCCCAUGGAUGUGGUCAAGAGUAUUGACCGGAUGGUGACCAGCCUGAGUCCUCACUUGAUGGCAGAGACUGAUCACCUGACCAUUCACCGCCCCAAUAUCAAAGUGGAGGUGCAGCAACAGUUACUGCAGGAAGAAUUCAGAGGAUCAAUCUUCUGUGGGCCUGAGACAGAGAAGCACACCAACCUAGACUGUAUUUCAGUCCCACUUCAGAAGAUACAGGAUCUCCAUAACAACGGCUUCACUAAGCUCACGUUGGUCAAUACGUGGUAUGGCUCUCUGCGGCCUCUUUUCAGUGCUGAGGAGAACAUCACUAUGGUUCCUACGGUCACGGAUGGCAGCCAGAGGUAUUUGGGCACUGUCUUGGGCUCCUCUGUCAUAUCCACCACAGCGCUGGGAGAUGACCAGCCGGUGAGCAUGGCAGUUCACUUCCAGCUCCGGCACAGAGUACAGAAUCCCACUGGUACUGUGUAUGAUCCAGUGUGUGCAUUCUGGGAUUUUGAUCUCACUCCGGAGGCUGGUGGGUGGUGGAAUACCAAAGGCUGUGAGGUAGUGUCCAAAGAAUAUGGAUACACUGUGUGCUAUUGCAACCAUACCACAAAUUUUGCAUUGCUGUUGCAGGUUUAUGAAGCCCAGAGGAGCCCGGAGAACGAAAACGCUCUGCAGGUGUUGACUUUCAUCGGCUGUGGAGUGUCUCUGUGUGGCCUCCUCUUCACCUUCAUCCUCUUCAUCGCUGUUGGUGUCCCUAAAUCAGACCGUACCACUGUGCAUAAGAACCUGAUAGUUUCUCUGGGCAUCGCUGAGCUGCUGUUGAUGUGCAGUGACUGGGCGUCUGCAAAUGAGGCAGCAUGCUUCAUGGUGACUGCACUCCUUCACCUCUUCUUCAUGGCGUCCUUCUCCUGGAUGCUAGUGGAGGGCCUGCUGCUCUGGAGCAAAGUAGUGUCAGUCAACAUCAGUGAGGACCGCAGGAUGAAGCUCUACUACAUCAUUGGCUGGGGACUGCCUGUUCUAAUAGUUGGUGUAACACUGGCAGUAUCAGUGGACAAAUACAAGGCAGAUGAUCACUGCUGGCUCAAUGUGAAGACUGACACCAUCUGGGCCUUUGUGGGACCUGUAAUAUUUGUCUUGGUGGUCAAUGCAGUUGUGCUGUGUCGGGUUGUCAUGGUGACGGUUUCCAGUGCUCAUCGUCGUGCUAAGAUGCUCAGUCCAAGCUCAGCAUCAAAGUUGCAGACCUUUGACCUCACCUGGGCUGUGACCCGUCCAGUGCUCAUCCUGCUGCCCGUGCUGGGUCUGACCUGGCUGUGUGGGGUGCUGGUCCAUCUGUCUGUUGUAGUCGCCUAUGUCUUCAUCGCCCUUAAUGCCUUCCAGGGCCUGUACAUCUUCUUAGUGUAUGCUGUUUACAACAGUGAGGUGAGGAAUGCCAUAAAGAGGAUCAAAGAAAAGAGAAAGGCCUUAUCUUUCACGAACUGUUCCCAGCCAACCAGCUUCCUGCCAUCCCAAAGGGCCCCAAUUACCUCCUGGUGCCGCAAUCAUCCAGCCCCCUCCAGUCCUGAGACCAGUGAGACCUCUGGACCCCCCAGUUCCACGUCCACAUCAUUGGUUAUCAAGAACGAGAGUUUCAGAACUGACAGCUUUGUGAGUUUCUCUCUAAAACCAGCAUCAGGAGACCAAGUGGUCCAGCUGACUGCAUUCAAACCAUCAGGGAUGUCCAUGGAUCUGGUCUUCAUGCCAACUAUUUUCAGUGUGAUCAGAAAAGUGGUGCUGGUUACACUGACAGUCAUUAUCGGUUACAUUGUCAUCAUCGCUGACAGACAGGCUUUCAAACAGGGUUAA
Molecule: messenger RNA, 3315 nt
Organism: Limanda limanda (common dab)
Lineage: Eukaryota; Metazoa; Chordata; Actinopteri; Pleuronectiformes; Pleuronectidae
Gene: adgrd2
Product: adhesion G protein-coupled receptor D2
Exons: 26
Coding region: 1-3315 (1104 amino acids)
Biological process (GO): cell surface receptor signaling pathway; adenylate cyclase-activating G protein-coupled receptor signaling pathway
Cellular component (GO): membrane
Molecular function (GO): G protein-coupled receptor activity
Source: RefSeq, a predicted model, not a curated record